Molecule: messenger RNA, 970 nt
Organism: Trichogramma pretiosum
Lineage: Eukaryota; Metazoa; Arthropoda; Insecta; Hymenoptera; Trichogrammatidae
Product: serine/threonine-protein kinase RIO3-like
Exons: 4
Coding region: 277-945 (222 amino acids)
Source: RefSeq, a predicted model, not a curated record
GACUGUAGACUGCUACAAAGCGAAAGCACUCGCCUAUAGCCUCUAAUAUUAUUUAACGAAUCGUCGAGUCCACUUGUACAUUGUAAUAUAUAGUAGUAAUUGUACAGAGUAGUUUAAGUCGGUAAACAAAUUAUUCUAGUCUUCGUAUUUAGAGAACGAUUCGUGCGUUAUUUUUUUGUACUGAUUUCUCGCGAAAAGAUCUGUGUGCUCGAUUGUAAAGAUAACUCAUUUGCAAUAUUUUCUUUUUGUACGCGAAGAAAAACAACGACUUUAAAGAUGUCAGCCUGGGGAAAAAUUGAAAAUCACAGUAACGUGAGCUUUGAAGAAAUAACGUCCGAGCAACUUGCUCAUAGUCUUCAAGAAAAAGAGAUUAAAAAACACAAUGACCUUGUCUUGAAAAAUACUGCCCAACCAGAAUUAGACAUACCAGACAUAAUUGACCCAAUGAUAGAAAAUGACGAGGCCAUCGCUCAUACCCUGCAAGUUGAAAUCAACCAAGAUCAUGAUUUGCGUCUCAAACGAGAAGAAGAGAUAUUUAAUCGUAAUUCAAAAGUUCAAAUAUCUUAUGACAAUUUUCGAAUGGGCAUUGGAAAUCCUAUUGAAUCAGUUAUCGAUGAUGAUGAAAAAGAAAAAGACAUAGACCGCUUUGUGGCCAUUGAAAAAGUCGCUGCAUCAAUACCUGCCUGUGGUUACAAAAAAGUUGGCCAAGGAGAAGAUGCUCAUAUAAUAACAAAACAUGAUCCAUUGAUAAAUUCACAAAUUAAUGCAUGUCGUGUUCUUGAGUUUCGUUCAGCAAUAGAAACUGGUGAUACUGGCAAAUCAGACAUAAGAAUGGACAACAAAGUAUUCAAUGUUCUUCGAAAACAUGAUCAUGAUGUUUGUUCCAGAGAAAAAGCAAAAGCUCAUCUUCACAAGCCACAAUCAAAAAGUAAAAGCAUAGUUUAAACAAAUUGAAAAAAUUGAAAAUAUU